Messenger RNA from Poecilia reticulata (guppy), 3577 nucleotides. It is a transcript of the gene pbx1a, whose product is annotated as pre-B-cell leukemia homeobox 1a. Gene Ontology annotation, molecular function: DNA binding; DNA-binding transcription factor activity, RNA polymerase II-specific. Lineage: Eukaryota; Metazoa; Chordata; Actinopteri; Cyprinodontiformes; Poeciliidae. The record is from RefSeq and is a predicted model, not a curated record. Gene Ontology annotation, biological process: regulation of DNA-templated transcription. Gene Ontology annotation, cellular component: nucleus.
UUACCAGACAUAAGCGAAACAAUAACAGUUGGUGGGCCACUUUUGCGCUCAGGUCCUACGCCGGCAAGUUGAGACUUUCAGCGCCUUUUUGGCGCAUCAAGGUCCCGAUUAUUUGCAGCCUACAGCGGAGGAGCACAGCGCGCUCCACUUUUAAUCAGAUUAGGAACCUUUAAUGUUCAAUGCUGGUUUUCCUUCGUCCCUAACGUAGCGGUGCAGGAGUGGCCAAAGCCAAAUGCAGCGAUUCAGAUCAGAUUUCACCUAAACCAGCUGGGAGAGAGACCGACAGAGAGGGAGAGAGAGAAAGAGAGAGAGAGAGAGAGAAACGAGAAGAGAAGAGAAGAGAGAGGGUUUGUCAGUCUCCCUCCUCCCAAAUCCAGAAAAGCUUACCAAGGAAAAAAGGAGGAGUGUCUGGGCUCAGAUAGACGCGAGGAAUCCAGAGGAAUUUCCCGAGGAUUUUUUUUCUCUCUUCCUUUCCCCCUUCCUUUUCACAUCAAAUUAAAAACAACAAGAAAAAAAAAAAAAGUUGGAGGGGAGGCAGCGGGGACCGUGGUCAGGGAUGGACGAGCAGCCGCGGCUGAUGCACUCCCACGGGGUAGGCAUGGCCGGACACCCCGGCCUGGCGCAGCAUAUGCAGGAUGGCACGGCGGGGACGGACGGAGACGGAAGAAAGCAGGACAUCGGAGACAUAUUACAGCAAAUAAUGACCAUCACAGACCAAAGCUUAGACGAAGCGCAGGCAAGGAAACACGCACUCAAUUGCCAUCGAAUGAAACCUGCUCUGUUCAACGUCUUGUGUGAAAUAAAGGAGAAAACAGUGCUCAGUAUCCGCGGCGCCCAGGAGGAGGAGCCUCCAGAUCCCCAGCUGAUGCGACUGGACAACAUGCUUCUGGCAGAGGGUGUGGCCGGACCAGAGAAAGGCGGCGGGUCUGCGGCCGCGGCUGCCGCUGCCGCGGCCACUGGUGGCGUCGGUGCAGAUAACUCUGCAGAACACUCCGACUACCGGGCCAAGCUAUCUCAGAUCCGACAAAUCUACCACACGGAGYUGGAGAAGUACGAACAGGCGUGCAAUGAGUUCACCACCCAUGUGAUGAACCUGCUGAGGGAGCAGUCUCGAACACGACCCAUCUCGCCCAAGGAGAUUGAGCGCAUGGUCAGCAUCAUCCACCGCAAAUUCAGCUCCAUUCAGAUGCAGCUGAAGCAGAGCACUUGCGAGGCCGUCAUGAUCCUGCGCUCACGCUUUCUUGACGCCAGACGAAAGAGGAGGAACUUCAACAAACAGGCGACAGAGAUUCUGAACGAGUACUUUUACUCCCACCUCAGUAACCCCUAUCCAAGCGAGGAGGCAAAAGAAGAGCUGGCCAAGAAGUGCAGCAUCACCGUGUCGCAGGUGUCAAACUGGUUCGGGAACAAGAGAAUCCGAUACAAGAAAAACAUUGGCAAGUUCCAAGAAGAGGCCAACAUGUACGCAGCCCGGACCGCCGUCAACGCCACCAGUGUGUCGGCUCACGGCAGUCAGGCCAACUCGCCGUCAACUCCCAACUCAGCAGGUUCUGCUGGCUCUUUUAACAUGUCAAACUCCGGAGACUUGUUCAUGAGUGUGCAGUCCCUCAAUGGGGACUCGUACCAAGGGGGGCAGGUUGGGGCCAACAUACAGUCCCAGGUGGAUACCCUUCGCCAUGUUAUCAGCCAGACCGGAGGAUACAGUGACAGCCUCGCAGCCAGCCAGAUGUACAGUCCGCAGGGCAUCAACGUAAGACCUACGAACGGCGGCUGGCAAGAUGCUCCGACUCCUUCGUCAGUGACAUCGCCCACAGAAGGACCCGGGAGCGUCCAUUCAGAUACUUCCAACUGAAUAUCUCCAUCUCCACACCUCAUCCCCGAAAGAAUAAAACAAAAAAACAUGAACGAACGAUGCUCCUCACAGUGUUAAAAACCAAGGAAUUCACUYCCCAUAUUUCGGCGAGGUCUUGUGAAAUCCUAGCCCUGAAUGAAAAAUGUUUCUCAACCUAUAACAACAGACUUUUGGGAUACGAAUAAGAAGUUUCGCAAGAAAAAUCCAAUAACAUUUCAAUCAGCGGAGGGUUUGUACAGGUUUCACAUAAUAAUCAGAGGGCUGGGGUUCCUUAUUCACUUGUAAUGUUUUCACUCAAUAUGAUGAGAUGAUCAAAUAAAGUAGAUGAAUAAAACCAUUGGUUUAACUGAAAAUACUUCAUUCUACCUCUCAGCCACUAAGAAGAGUUAAAAAAAAAUGUCAGUGACCAUUAUUUGUUUUUGUAAAAAUGAAACUUUUGUCUUUGCAAACAAGAGGCACAUCUUCUUACAUUUUGUUGUCUCUCACCUACUCUAUGGUACGCCAUUUAGACUUAAAUAUUGCUCAGUUGUUUACAAUGUGUGCUCGAUAAAAGUAUGUUCAUCCUCCCCCCUCUGUCUCCGGCAAGUCAAAACUGAGUUCUGUCAGGAGAUUUUACCUCUAAGGUAACCCUGUGAAGUAUGUUAUCUGUAAAACAAUAAAAUAAAUACUUGUCAUCAAAACAGACAAGCUUGACAUCGUUCAUUAAGAUGCGAGGGAUAUCAGCGGAAACUCUUUCACGCAGUCUUGACUUUGCUUCUGCAGCACAUUGGUACAAAGGCAGAUGCAAAAAAUAAAAAUAAAAAUCUGCGGUACUGUAAAGCUCUUGUUCUUGUUUUAAAUCUCCGAGAAUGUUUUUUUUUUUUUCACAUUACGUUUUGCUGUCUUCUCUGUCUGAUGAUACCAAAAGGCUCACAUAACCAAAUCAAAACCUUUACAUGUCAUGUAGUUUGUUAUGUCAUCAAAUAUUUACUGCGUUAUUUCUUUAUCAGUUCAUCUACAUGGCUCCUUUAUAAAAAAGAAAAUAAUUUUAAAAAGUGGUGCAUUGAGGAUACUAAAAUAUAAAUUUCAACAGGAAAAAAAAAGUUUGUCAUAAUUGUUUGUAAUAUAUUUUUUAAUACACAGAGAUGCAAUCCACUGAUACAGGGACAUCUUUAUGUUAACAAGAGUUUUUCCACACAGUGGAUCCUUCUUCCAGAUUCUAAAGCACAGCUCUGGAGCCGCUCCGAGCAUUAAGUCACCGAUUAUCGUUACAUAAAGAAGUAUGACCUACGGCUCAGCUGAUGGACAUGUAAAGAAGAGUACAUUCCCAUUUUGUUGAACUACGCCUUCUGGAGCGCAUUACACCUUUGGUCGAUUACGUGAUUCAGCAGGUUCUUUAGCAGAACUAAAAACAAACACGAAGUUCAUUCUGACAUUUAUGAACAAAUGUUAGUCAUUAAACAUCCGAUAUUUGAACAUGAUAUUAUGUCAAAUAAUUGUGUUUUAUAAGCAGCCCAACCUUGUUUAUAGUUAUUUUUUAUGUUGUGUGACUUAUACUUUUGUAUUUGAUUUUAUUGGCAUGCUACCUUUUUUUUGUUUUGUUUUGUUUUGUUUUUUGGUCCUCUGUUUUUGUGAUUUAGCUCAUGAACUUUCGACAUGUGUUUAUGUGCACCUGUUGUGCUUGACUUGCCUUGUUGCAAAGGGUUUUCAACACAUUAAAAUAAUAUGUACUACAGUGCAGGUAUA